Molecule: messenger RNA, 1457 nt
Organism: Helianthus annuus (common sunflower)
Lineage: Eukaryota; Viridiplantae; Streptophyta; Magnoliopsida; Asterales; Asteraceae
Product: probable protein phosphatase 2C 39
Exons: 5
Coding region: 403-1254 (283 amino acids)
Biological process (GO): protein dephosphorylation
Cellular component (GO): nucleus; cytosol
Molecular function (GO): protein serine/threonine phosphatase activity
Source: RefSeq, a predicted model, not a curated record
UGAUGAUGUAUACAUUGAAACUAAAAUAUCUAUAUACUAUUCUUCUGGAUACAAACAAAACAAACGGCCAAUGAGCUAGUGGUAGAGUGUUAAGAGAAAAACUUAGCGUUUUAAGGGACUCAGGUUUAAUUCCUGCCCUCAGUGUUUAGUUUCUGCCUGUUGAUGAUGGGAGACGGCGAUUGCUAUAUUGAUCCAUGAACUGAGCUUUGAUGUGGUAGCCCAUUUUAACGAUUAGUUUAGUUGACCUUAAAAAAAAAAAAGUUGAGUGAGGCUGAUCUGUUUCCUGUAGAAAAGCAUCCGAUUAACGUUAACAUCUGGAGUCGUGCCAGUCGUCGUGUCAACUGUACAAAAGUCUUCGUCCUCUUUGCUCUCUCUCCCUCAUCCCUAUCACCAAACUCCACCAUGGCAGGCCGAGACAUACUCAACAAGAUGAAGGAAAAGGUUGGUCUAUCAUCAUCUUCAGCCGAAACAGGAAAAGGAAAGAGCAAGAUGUCGAAACACGUUACGCACGGGUAUCAUUUAGUCAAGGGGAAAUCAUACCAUGAUAUGGAAGAUUACGUAUUUGCGCAGUUCAAGAAUGUCGAUGAUAACGAGCUUGGCCUGUUUGCUAUAUUCGACGGUCACUUAAGCCAUGAAGUCCCCGAUUAUCUGCGAUCUCAUUUAUUCGAAAAUAUUUUAAAAGAGCCCGAUUUUUGGACCAAAACCGAGCAUGCAAUUAGAAAGGCGUACCGGGUAACUGAUAAAACGAUUCUGGACAAAGCAGUUGAUCUGGGAAGAGGAGGUUCAACUGCGGUUACCGCCAUUUUAAUAAACUGUAAAAAGCUUGUAGUCGCUAAUGUUGGGGACUCGCGGGCUGUGAUAUGCAAGAAAGGUGUGGCGAAGCAGUUAUCGAUUGACCAUGAACCGAGCAAGGAACGUAAGCUUAUUGAAAACAGAGGCGGUUUUGUAUCCACCUUUCCAGGUGACGUGCCACGCGUUGAUGGGCGGUUAGCAGUGGCAAGAGCGUUUGGUGACAAGAGUUUGAAGGAACACCUGAGUUCUGAACCAGAUGUGUUUAUGGAAAUGAUAGAUUGUGAUACCGAGUUCAUAAUAUUAGCAAGCGAUGGCAUUUGGAAGGUUAUGUCGAAUCAGGAGGCGGUAGAUUGCAUCAAGAAUGUGAAGGAUGCAAGGGCGGCUGCAAAGCAUCUGAAUGAGGAGGCACUUGCAAGGAAGAGUACAGAUGAUAUUUCUUGCAUUGUUGUAAGGUUCCAAUGAUGUCACAAUUGUUUUGUUUCAACGGUUUAUUGUGCGGUUUAGUGUUGUUGUAUUAUAUCUUGAAAUCGCGGUCUACAAUGUGGGAGAGUGGUAUAACAUGUAAAAAUAUGUUACAUGUAAUGUAUGUUGUAUCUUUCUUGCUCUUUUAUAUGUUGAUAACUAUUUAUUGAUGACAUAUCCCGGGUUUGUAUGGGUUUUCUGUA